Molecule: messenger RNA, 498 nt
Organism: Humulus lupulus (European hop)
Lineage: Eukaryota; Viridiplantae; Streptophyta; Magnoliopsida; Rosales; Cannabaceae
Exons: 1
Coding region: 1-498 (165 amino acids)
Source: RefSeq, a predicted model, not a curated record
AUGCCAUCAUCCAUACAAGGUACUCACACCAAGGAGCCUUCUAUGUAUCCAUCUAAUAUUCUGUCUCAUUACAGACAUGCACCAACUUCAACUCAUCAUAUGAAAACCAGAAUAAAAGCUGGUGUUGCUAAGCUAAAGGCAUCGAUUAGCUCUAAACACCCUUUAUCAAUUGAAACAGGUCCGCCAGAGCCUUCUACUGUACGACAAGCUCUUCAAACUCCUACUUGGAGACAAGCUAUGAGCAAUGAAUAUGAGGCACCCAUGAAAAAUGGUACAUGGUCUUUUUUCCCUCCUCCUUCCAAUCAUACUACAGUAGGGAAUAAAUGGGUUUUUAAGACCAAAUAUAAUCCAGAUUGUACCAUCAACAAGCACAAAGCUUGUCUUGUUGCAAAGGGAUUUCACCAAACCCCAGGAGUGGACUUUUAUGAGACUUGCAGCCCUAUUAUUAAACCGGCUACUAUACGAAUUUUCUUGACUACCGCUGUUCACUUUGGCUAG